AUGUCAAACCCGCAAGACUGCGCGGCUUCUGCUUCGAAAGCGGGGGACCUUGCGUCAAUGGCCGAUACCAACCGCACCCCACUUCGCGACAACGAGUCUCUAGCAGAGCUCGCCAGGCUGAACGUCGCUCCGUUUCUCAACAAACAUAAUCCUCGGCAGUACGCUCCAGUGAGAUCAGAAGAUGGCACGCCGAUACCACGACCAGCCAACGCUGGCUACUGCUAUCGUCAUCAGCCAGAUUCCAAAUGCAGGCGUCAGGCUGAUGAGCAGUCGAUGCGUCAACUGCAACAGGAACUGAAUACACUCCCCCAAGACGACCAGCAAGGCAUCGCCCAUGUCUGGUCUAUGUUUUCUGCUGCUCCAGCAAAGCAACGCAAACUCAUGUUACAGGGAAUUCUCGCCCAGUGUUGCUUCCCACAACUAUCCUUCAUCUCAGCCAGUGUUCGCGAACUUAUCCGAAUCGAUUUCCUCUCUGCCCUUCCGCCAGAGCUUUCUUUCAAGAUCCUUCGAUAUCUCGACACAGCUUCUCUUUGCCGAGCCGCGCAAGUCUCCCAUCGAUGGAGAAUGCUGGCGGAUGAUGAUGUUGUGUGGCAUCGAAUGUGUGAACAGCAUAUCCGUCGCAAAUGUAAUAAGUGUGGGUGGGGACUGCCUCUUUUGGAUCGAAAGCGUCUGCGAGAUUCGAAGCGUGAAAUCGAACUUCGAGCGUCCAACUGGGGAAAUCAGUCAUCCACAGAACUCGUCCAGGGUGCUCCCAAUGGAACAUGCUCUGUGGUCGAACUUCCCACCACUGGCAGCAAGCGUAAGGUUGAUACGGAGGAUCACGACAACAGCUGUGCCAUGAUCAAACGCCACUGUAUCUCCCCUGCAUACCGUCCGGAGCCCGAUGAUGAAUAUUACAAGACCCGGUACCGCCCCUGGAAGGAUGUCUAUCGUGAUCGAUUUGUUGUUGGAAUGAAUUGGAAACAUAGACGCUGUUCGAUGAAGGUCUUUCGAGGUCAUACAGACAGUGUUAUGUGCCUUCAGUUUGAAGACAACAUCUUGAUGACUGGCUCUUAUGAUGCCACUGUCAAGAUUUGGGACAUGGAAACCGGCGAAGAGUUGCGCACUCUUCGUGGCCACAGCGCAGGGGUCCGCUGCCUUCAAUUUGAUGAUACCAAAUUGAUCACUGGUAGUUUGGACCGCAGUGUGAGGGUUUGGAACUGGCGUACUGGAGAGUGUAUUUCCAGAUACAAUGGCCACUCUGAAGCCGUUGUCGCCCUCCACUUUGAUUCCACUCUUUUGGCAUCCGCCUCAGUGGAUCAUACCGUCAAGAUCUGGAAUUUUAAGGACAAAUCCACUUUCGUUCUGCCUCACCCCGAAGAUGUGAAUGGAGUGAAGAUCGACACUGCUUCUCGCACCGUUCUGACUGCUUGUAACGAUGGCGCGGCUCGCUUGUGGGAUCUUGACACCAAGACCUGCAUUCGAGUCUUCCACAAUCACAUUGGUGCAGUCUCACAGGUCAUUCCCUUACCACGGGAGAUAGAACUCGAAGCCCAUCUCCCUGACUGCGAGAACGAUCAUGUCAGCACAUCUUCUCAAAACGGCGAUGCGCCAGUAAAUCUUCUUUCUCCCAUCCUGGAGUCCAGAUCUCUGGCCUCACAACCUUCUUCAUUCGGAGCCUCAUUUGACCAGGACAAGGAACGCCUUGAACCGCCGCGGUACAUUAUCACCAGUGGUGUUGAUGCGACUAUCCGGCUGUGGGAAACCAACAGUGGUAGAUGUCUGCGAACAUUCUUCGGGCAUCUGGAAGGUAUUUGGGCACUUUCUGCGGACACUCUACGCAUCGCCUCUGGUGGAUUGGAUCGUAUGAUCAAAAUCUGGGACCCUCGAAUCCCCACCUGCCAAGACACUUUCGAAGGUCACUCGGCGUCGGUCAACUGCAUUGGACUCAGUGACAGUCGCUUCAUCACCGGUAGCGACGAUUACCAAGUCCGCAUGUACGAUUUCCGUGCCUAA
Penicillium verhagenii is the source of this 1995-nucleotide messenger RNA. RefSeq names its product F-box/WD repeat-containing protein. The transcript has 2 exons. The coding region runs from base 1 to 1995 and encodes 664 amino acids. Lineage: Eukaryota; Fungi; Ascomycota; Eurotiomycetes; Eurotiales; Aspergillaceae. The record is from RefSeq and is a predicted model, not a curated record. Gene Ontology annotation, molecular function: protein binding.